AUGGCUAUCAAGACUCUCGGCGCAAAGGCUGCAGCGGCUCUGGACCAGGAGCUUAUGAGCACUGGCGCCUUUUCCAUUGACCAACUCAUGGAGCUUGCCGGACUGGCAGUGUCACAAGCAGUCUAUCGUGUCCAGCCCUUGGAGAAAGGCCCAAGAAUCCUUGUGGCCUGUGGGCCUGGAAAUAAUGGCGGCGAUGGCCUGGUUGCCGCACGGCAUCUAUUCUACUAUGGUUACAGGCCAACAAUCUUUUACCCCAAGAGAAGCAAGAAUGAACUUUAUCAGCGACUGGCCAAACAACUCGAAGAUCUCGAUGUUCCGUUCGUUGAUGAUUUCCCAACCGCCAUGAAAUCGACAGACCACAUAGUAGAUGCGAUAUUUGGAUUUAGCUUUUCAGGCGAAGUUCGGGAGCCAUUUCCGGAUGUAAUCAAAUCUCUCCAGGAGACCAAAAUACCCGUCACCUCAGUGGAUGCACCGUCGUCGUGGGAUAUCGAAAACGGCCCUCCUAAGACGGGAUUAGGUAGCUCUUUUAUGCCCACGGCUCUUGUUAGCCUUACGGCCCCUAAACCAUUGGUCAAUCAUUUUACUGGCCGGCAUUUUGUUGGCGGACGAUUCGUGUCUCCAUCUAUUGCCAAAAAGUAUAACUUCGACGUCCCUCCCUACCAAGGUAUUGACCAAGUUGUCGAGAUAGGACCGUCCGAGCAGAAGCUCUGA
Trichoderma breve is the source of this 711-nucleotide messenger RNA. RefSeq lists its product as uncharacterized. Gene Ontology annotation, cellular component: mitochondrion. Gene Ontology annotation, molecular function: NAD(P)HX epimerase activity. The record is from RefSeq and is a predicted model, not a curated record. The transcript is spliced from 7 exons. Bases 1 to 711 code for a protein of 236 amino acids. NCBI's taxonomy places the organism in Eukaryota, Fungi, Ascomycota, Sordariomycetes, Hypocreales, Hypocreaceae.